Molecule: messenger RNA, 1389 nt
Organism: Symbiodinium sp. CCMP2592
Lineage: Eukaryota; Dinophyceae; Suessiales; Symbiodiniaceae
Source: the annotation of a GenBank genome assembly
AUGGGCCUCAGGCCGUUGUCUGACAGCACACCGACGGCGGCAGCAGAGAUGAAGAAGUAUGUUGGCUUAUUGCUCGUGUAUGUCCCCAUCCUUAGCCAGAUUCUGGCUUGGCCUACUUAUUUCGUUGCCGGGCGAUACCUGGGUCAGCAGGACAUGUACGAUGCCAAGUUUCAUUUCAUCUACGAGUAUCAGCUCGGAUACGUGUUUCUUGCUGUCUGGCUGGUUGGGCUGACCCGAACUAUUAUCACCAUCCUGGCGAAUGGCGCCAGGGCCCCUGCACGAGUGAAUCGGCCGGACCAGCACGUCUACAAGAUCAUGGCCAACUCGGGCCCUUUGAAGGACGCACCUUACGUUCUCAUGGCGAACACAGGGGCAGUUGGACGGUUUAACCGCGCGCAGCGGUCGAUGUACAACACAGACGAAUCCUUGCCCAUGUACCUGAUGUGCACUAUGCUGGCGGCCAGCGUCUUCGGACCGAUUGUCCUGUUGCCACUGCUUUUGACCGCCUAUGGCAGGAUUACAUUCGCGCGCCUUUACAUCGAGUCACUCGCCGCUCGUGGUGCUGGCUUCAUGCCUUCCAUGAUCGGGGAGAAGUGGACAGAGGGCUUAGUUCUUCUGUGUGCCAUCAAGGGCAUCUUCUUCAAGCCGGCCAAGACGCAGGAGGUCUCUUCCAGAAAAUCCUCGGCAGACAAGGAUAUCGUGCCGGAGGAGGACAGAAAUGCGUUGCGGAGAAUGCAUUUCGAGAGUCUCGUCAACUUCGUGGCUUUCAAUCGCAAAGAACCUCAGCGUGUCUUCCUGCCGGCAGGAGAUCCGCCCCCUCCGCCGAGAAAGGCACCUGCCGAGGCAACGGAGGUGAGCGGGAAGGAUGUUCUGCAAGCAAAUCGAGAGGCUCAGAUGGUCCUCCACGGAGUGUUGGAGAUGGAAGCUUCUGGGCCCAACUCGCUGCUGGGAAGUGUGGCCCGGAGCCUCUCCGACCAGCUCACCGCCGCUUCAGUGGAGAUUCUCUCCGAGACGUUCGGACUUAUGGUGCGAUCCUGCAUCAAGGUGGUCGACCUACCCUCAUGUAGCGACUUCCUCCUUCGCAUGGAGGCGGCUGGGCUGGCGCUUGAUGGAGAGCUCCUGGAUCAGGUCAUGGAGCUCUAUUGGUCGCAGAAGAAGCAGUCCCAGGAGCCUACACGGAACGAUUCGCUGAAUAUCCUCCCACAGCAUCUUCGAAGUGCUGCGGAGCAGUACCAGCCGCGCCAGGACGCGGCGACGUCCUCCUCCUCCUCGCAGCCAGUGUCACUUCAAGGCAUGCAGCAGACCUUUGAACAGCUGUCUCAAAGCAGCCACUUUCAAGCGCCUCUCUCUGGGCUGCCGUUGCACCUGGUCUGCUUUGCAAAGUCUUGA